Molecule: messenger RNA, 781 nt
Organism: Ziziphus jujuba (common jujube)
Lineage: Eukaryota; Viridiplantae; Streptophyta; Magnoliopsida; Rosales; Rhamnaceae
Exons: 5
Coding region: 218-655 (145 amino acids)
Biological process (GO): rRNA processing
Molecular function (GO): DNA binding; peptidyl-prolyl cis-trans isomerase activity
Source: RefSeq, a predicted model, not a curated record
AAAUGUACCUAAAAACUAGGUAAAUAAAGAUGAGAUUCACAUGAAGGGCAAUUGUGUAAAUUGAUUGCCAGAAGACCGCUACAUGUUCUCGGCUUCCAACCAAGCCCGAGUAGAGUCACCCUUUUGUGGUAGAGCCCUUUAUCGAAAUCUUAAGAGGUGUGUAAUUAUCUGGAAUCACUUGUACUUUUGUUCGUCGUGGAUUUAGGUUUGCCAACCAAUGGGAAAGGACUCAAAAGCAAAAGAUUCAUCUAAGGGUAAGGGAAAACAAGCAGCAUCCGGAAGUGAUGAGAAUGCUUCGAAGGGUAAAGGGAAGGGUGGAAAGGGAGCAGAUGGGCUUGGAACCUGCACAUAUGUCAAAGCAAGGCAUAUCUUAUGUGAGAAACAAGGGAAGAUUAAUGAAGCAUACAAGAAGCUUCAAGAUGGUUGGCUUAGCAAUGGAGACAAGGUCCCACCAGCUGAGUUUGCAAAGUUAGCUCAAGAAUAUUCAGAAUGUCCAUCAGGAAAGAAGGGUGGUGAUCUUGGGUGGUUUCCUCGUGGUAAGAUGGCAGGGCCUUUUCAGGAGGUUGCCUUCAACACACUUGUGGGAGCUACAAGUGCACCAUUUAAAUCAACGCAUGGCUACCACAUUAUCUUGUGUGAAGGGAGGAAGAACUGAUUUCUUCGUUAGAUUUCGGAUGAUUUGAAAUGGAAAUAAUAGUUUGUGUAGUUUGGUUUGGUAUUGGAAACUAAUGUUACCCUUAUAAUUUUCGUGAAGGUAAUCGGAGUUGAUAUAUAUUUAUGA